AGUCAUCUCCCAACCCUGCCCUUCCCUUCCCUACUACACAAACCCCUCCGCCGCCGCCGCCGCCGCCGCCGCCAUCGCCCUCACCGUUCUACCUCGUCCGCAGAUAUCGAUUAUUGAGGUGAAUUGAGCACGCUAGUUUGUCAAGAUGUCUGAUAGUCAUGAAACCGACAAGAAUAUUGAGAUGUGGAAGAUUAAGAAGCUGAUCAAGGGACUUGAAUCUGCUAGGGGCAAUGGCACAAGCAUGAUCUCUCUGAUUAUGCCUCCACGUGAUCAAGUCUCACGUGUGACCAAGAUGCUGGGUGAUGAAUAUGGUACCGCUUCAAAUAUCAAGAGUAGAGUCAACCGCCAAUCUGUUCUGGCAGCCAUCACCUCAGCUCAGCAGAGGCUGAAGCUGUAUAAUAGGGUUCCACCAAAUGGAUUAGUUCUCUACACUGGAACAAUUCUAACUGACGAUGGCAAGGAGAAGAAGGUUACAAUUGAUUUUGAGCCAUUCAAGCCUAUCAAUGCAUCCUUGUACCUUUGUGACAACAAAUUUCACACUGAAGCCUUGAGUGAGCUCUUGGAAUCUGAUGACAAGUUUGGGUUCAUUAUUAUGGAUGGUAAUGGAACUCUUUUCGGCACACUUAGUGGCAACACUCGUGAAGUGCUUCACAAAUUUACUGUAGAUCUCCCAAAGAAGCAUGGAAGAGGAGGGCAAUCUGCUCUGCGUUUUGCUCGCCUUCGGAUGGAAAAGCGUCAUAAUUACGUUCGGAAGACAGCUGAACUUGCCACUCAGUUCUUCAUCAACCCAGCUACCAGCCAGCCUAAUGUUGCGGGACUAAUAUUGGCUGGUUCUGCUGAUUUUAAAACAGAACUAAGCCAAUCUGACAUGUUUGAUCAGCGCCUUCAGACCAAAAUACUGAAUGUGGUUGAUGUUUCAUAUGGUGGUGAGAAUGGUUUCAACCAAGCCAUUGAGUUAUCAGCUGAAAUUCUAGCAAAUGUGAAGUUCAUACAGGAGAAGAAGUUGAUUGGGAAGUACUUUGAAGAGAUUAGUCAAGAUACUGGGAAGUAUGUCUUUGGCGUUGAUGACACCCUGAAGGCUCUUGAGAUGGGUGCUGUUGAAACUCUGAUGGUGUGGGAAAACCUUGAUGUCAACCGAUAUGUGCUUAAGCACAGCGCAAGUGGAGAAAUUAUCAUAAAGCAUCUGAACAAAGAGACCGAAGCUGACCAGAGCAAUUUCCGUGAUGCAGAAACCAAUGCUGAGCUGGAAGUUCAGGAGAAAACAACUCUUUUGGAAUGGUUUGCUAAUGAAUACAAGAAGUUCGGGUGCACUCUUGAAUUCGUUACCAACAAAUCUCAAGAGGGCUCACAGUUUUGCCGAGGAUUUGGUGGCAUCGGUGGUAUCCUGCGCUACCAGCUGGACAUUCGUUCUUUUGAUGAUCUUGACGAUGAUGAGGGUGUCUACGAAGACUCUGAUUAGCAACUAAUCAGUCAAAUGCCAGGUGCAAUCACGAUUAAUUCUGAAUUCUGCUCGACUAUUUGUUCUGGAGCACUUCAAAGGAGCUAUCCAUUGACUUAUGGGCGCGGGGGAGCUUCAUAUUCUGCUUUAGAAGUCUGAAAUGAUACAAUCACAAAUCCUCCGUUAAAUGGUGUCGAGAUGUUAUUCUCCUAAAUCACAAUGAGAACCGUGUGAUACAAAACUUGGUUGUUACCUCCUAUUUUGCUGUUAUGUGAACUGAGAGUCUGUCUAAGUUUCGACUUUUAGCAAUUGGUCCAAUGGGGAAAAAGUCUGUCCUAAAUUUGAGUUAUUGUAAGCUACUGUUGUUGCACCUUUUGUAAGUGCUGCUUUACAUGUUGUCAACUUGUCAUGCCGAAAGGUUAAAUUGGAUUGGGAUUCAAGUGUA
Lolium rigidum is the source of this 1883-nucleotide messenger RNA. Its product is annotated as eukaryotic peptide chain release factor subunit 1-3-like. NCBI's taxonomy places the organism in Eukaryota, Viridiplantae, Streptophyta, Magnoliopsida, Poales, Poaceae. The coding region runs from base 146 to 1459 and encodes 437 amino acids. The record is from RefSeq and is a predicted model, not a curated record. Gene Ontology annotation, molecular function: translation release factor activity, codon specific; sequence-specific mRNA binding. Gene Ontology annotation, biological process: cytoplasmic translational termination. The transcript is spliced from 3 exons. Gene Ontology annotation, cellular component: translation release factor complex; cytosol.